AAGAAUUGGUAUCAUAAAGGAGCGCCAAUUAUUUCCAAGAAUGGCUUAGAAUGGAUUGCUUCCAGAACUGACCAGAGCACUGCAACUUUACGGUCAUUUUUGUCUCCAGGCCGUUACAGCCAGCCGGAUUGUAAGACCUCAAGUCUUCAAGGGUAUGCUUCCGCCGGAGAACUAUGGGAUUUGCCGGAUAAGAGCCUGGUACACAAAUGGUUCAGUGCUCUCUCGCAUUCGUCUCUCCAAAUGCUGUUCCCUUCUCUCGAUACGGUGCUCUUCGAAGAGACUGUAGACAUGGCCUAUCGGACUUUUGAAGGAAUGCAUGCUUCUUAUUUACAUACGUCGGCGAGAGCAUGCUUCUGGGCUGUAUGCGCUAUCAUGUCACAUUUGAAGGUCUCUGGACAUGUGAUCUCAAGCUUCAACAGUAGCACAUGUGCAGCCAGAGCAGAGCGGUUUCUGGAGCUCUCCAAUGGUCCUGCAAACUGUGAUUUUUUACAAGCAUUAGUACUACUGUACAAAUACCAAACUGCAAUUGGAGAGCAUAGCCGCGCUGUAGCGUUGCAUUCAGCAGCUUGCCGCAUGGUUUGCGAGCUCAAUGGCCAUUCUUAUCAGCCAGUGAAACGCAACGAGGUUGAAAGCUCCCUCUUCGAGCGCCGAAAAGAUCAUACUCGGAGACUGUUCUGGCUAUGCUAUCAUACCGACAAAGACGUUGCUCUAUUAUCUGGACUGCCCCCUACUCUCGCCAAUGAGUAUUGCGAUGUUGGUGGACCCGAAGAUGAAGGCGCUGAUGCCAGCGACAUCGACACCAUUGCUUGGGAUAGAGCUAUCCCAUUCCUUCCUGGUGACCCGCCUCUUGGAGUAUUAAAAGAGAAAAUAUUUCGGCUACUUUACUCGCCUUUAGCUCUGAAGAUUAUCGAUAGUGAACUCCUCACUCGAAUCCGCCAUUUGGAUGAUGAACUUGAGGGUUGGCGCUUGUCUGUUCCUCAUGAAAUUCGUCCCAAGCUAUCAAUUUCCCAGAGCCAAUGCUUGUCACCUACUGGUACAUUCCCAAGCUAUUUGAGAUCGGUGCAACUACAGCUAGAAUAUCAUUACCUUUUGACAGUUAUCCACACACCAGUUAGGAGAUUCGGAGCUGCCCAAGAUGCAGAAACCAGUCCACCCGAGGAACUUCAUAGCGUCAUGCAUUCAAGCAUUGACUUAUCUCUAGAAGCCAGCCGCUCAACAUUGCGUUUGUUGAAUGAACCAAUCGCCAUAUUAAAGCAAGAUACUUUCUGGUAUAGCAUCAUCUACCCGCUCGUAGCCGCCAUGCCAUUAUUUGUCAACAUUCUGAUACAUCCCGUUGGCUCUCAAGCUGCAGCUGAUGCGAAAUCACUCGCUUUGGCGCUGGAUGUCAUUACCAAGAUGCGACCAUCAGCCACUUCAGAUUGCGAAUUGACGGAAACUGGACAAGCGCACCAACUUAUAACUGAACUGUCAAAGCUAGUAAGCGCAGCUAUUUUGAAAGCCGGCGCAAUCUCUAGGACGAACAGAUUACACGUCAAUGAAGAUGUACACUGA
Messenger RNA from Trichoderma atroviride IMI 206040, 1551 nucleotides. The record is from RefSeq and is a predicted model, not a curated record. Lineage: Eukaryota; Fungi; Ascomycota; Sordariomycetes; Hypocreales; Hypocreaceae.